Molecule: messenger RNA, 351 nt
Organism: Recurvomyces mirabilis
Lineage: Eukaryota; Fungi; Ascomycota; Dothideomycetes; Mycosphaerellales; Teratosphaeriaceae
Exons: 2
Coding region: 1-351 (116 amino acids)
Source: RefSeq, a predicted model, not a curated record
AUGACCAACCUCGGCCUCAGAAUGACGGUUCAUGUGGCUGAAGUGACUUCCGAUCGCUCGUAUUUCUUGACGCUCUUUCGAGUCGACGAGACAGCGGACGUUUACCAUCUAAAUCGAUUUGCUGCACCGCUAUAUGCGGCGAAGAGGUCUCUUGACAAUUACAAACAAGACACUAUUUUCGUGCUACGUGACUUUGGGCAAUCCUGGGAGUUCAAGAACGAGACUGAGUAUGUGGACCCGACCACCGAGGGCUUGAUCGGAAGCGGUGAUAGUGCUCACUCGAAGCCGAACAGCCCAGGCCUUGCCCGUAGUGAGACGAGUCUCGUAGGCGCAAAGCGUCGGAAGCUAUGA